GCGACGCGUCCUCACUGACACUUAACAACGGCAACACACCAGUAAACUGCAUUAGCAAGGUCGAGAGUAGGACAGUAAAGUAGACUUUGUACUUUAUGCUCGUCCAAAGAUCCCGUUUCCUUGUCUGCGGGCUCUUGCCUUUUGGAAACACCCCGGUUCAAUAGCAUUCGAGUGUCCUGCACGUCCUGAGCUGUAUUAGUGAUAGUGCGUGCAGUGAUAGCAUUUAGCUUGUUUAGAAGUCAUCAUGGCUAUGGGUGGGCUGAGAGCUUCUUACCACAGACUCCUGGGCAAGAUCGAGCAUAUCCUGCCGGCUAAAUUGAGACCUGUUUAUAACCACCCCGCAGGUCCAAAGACUGUGUUUUUCUGGGCACCGAUGUUUAAAUGGGGUCUGGUCUUAGCUGGCUUAGCAGACAUGGCACGUCCAGCAGAAAAGCUCAGUACCUCCCAAUCUGCUGUGCUGACAGCCACAGGUCUUAUUUGGUCCAGGUAUUCCCUGGUUAUUAUACCCAAGAACUGGAAUCUAUUUGCUGUAAACUUCUUUGUUGGAGGUGCAGGAGGAUCACAGCUCUACAGAAUAUGGCAGCAUAACAGGGAACUGAAGGCAAAGGAAAAAGAAGCACAGGCUUGAUAGUAGUGCCGUGUAAAGUGCACCCAGAGGACCGAAAGGGACUCUCCUUAACUGGUACCCCAGAAACUUCCUCUCCAUCAUCAGUCAUCCAGUAGAGCCUCCAGACACUUUCUUCCUGAACGGUGAUCAUCUGAUUUUUUUUUUUAAAGUUCAGGUUCAGGUCAUUUUCCCGUGCCAUUAGUACCUAUAGCAACAAUUAUUGCGGUUGUUAAAAAAACGCACAAAAUGUUACAUAUUCAUAUUAGUAUAACUGUGCAUUCUUUAAAAUGCUUGUGUUUGAAUGCAUCUAAUCCAAUGCACUUGAGUUCUUCUUGAGUAAUUUUCUUCACUCAGCCUCUGUCAUUCUGUUAACUGAAUGUCUCCAAAUAAAUUUUAGAAAAGUCAUUUCAUUA
Pimephales promelas (fathead minnow) is the source of this 1020-nucleotide messenger RNA. It is a transcript of the gene mpc2b, whose product is annotated as mitochondrial pyruvate carrier 2b. The record is from RefSeq and is a predicted model, not a curated record. Gene Ontology annotation, biological process: pyruvate import into mitochondria. Gene Ontology annotation, cellular component: mitochondrial inner membrane. Lineage: Eukaryota; Metazoa; Chordata; Actinopteri; Cypriniformes; Leuciscidae.